Messenger RNA from Dioszegia hungarica, 927 nucleotides. RefSeq lists its product as uncharacterized. Gene Ontology annotation, molecular function: structural constituent of ribosome; RNA binding. The record is from RefSeq and is a predicted model, not a curated record. The coding region runs from base 1 to 927 and encodes 308 amino acids. Gene Ontology annotation, biological process: translation. Gene Ontology annotation, cellular component: ribosome. Lineage: Eukaryota; Fungi; Basidiomycota; Tremellomycetes; Tremellales; Bulleribasidiaceae. The transcript is spliced from 4 exons.
AUGUCCUCCUCAUUAUCCCGCUCACUCCGAGCCCUUAGGCUCACGCCCAGCCUCCGCCCCCUCACCCGAAACGCAUCCACCGACCCCUCAUCUUCUACCCCUUCCCCCUCUUCCAGCUCGACCCCCAAACCCCAACCCGUCGUUCUCCCUCACUACCCCGUCCCGCGGCGUCUCGACCCUAAUACCAACCCCUCCACAUCCACAUCGGCCGACCGGACGCAACAUGUCUUCAUAAACUACCCGCAUCGCGUCUUCAACGCUCCGAGGAGUGAAGAGAUGCCGGAGCGACUGGGCGGGAAUGAGGCGGCCGAGAGGGAGAAGCUGUUGAUGGCUGCUACGGGGUUGAGUGGGCCGGAGAUCAGGGGACUGAGGAGGUAUACUGUACGAGUUGGACGGGUGACGCAGAUGACGAAGAAGGGGAAAAUGCCGAGUUUCACGGCUCUGGUCGUGGUCGGAUCGCCGACGAGGGGAUUGGUCGGGAUCGGGUAUGGACGCGGAGCGACCAACCUCAAAGCGAUGGACCAGGGCUUCCACAAGGCCGUUCUCUCGAUGGACUACGUGACGCGCUACGAAAACCGCACGCUCUGGGGCGAAGGCCGCGACCUGACCAACAAAUGGGGCGCGACCAAGGUUCUCCUUCGGGCCCGCCCACCAGGGUUCGGGCUCAUGGUCCCCCCCGCGCUUCAUCGGGUGUUUACGGCGUGUGGGAUCCGGGAUGCCUCGGCGACGAUUGAGGGGAGUCGGAAUUCCGUCGAGGUGGUGAAAUGUGUGAUGCAGAUGUUGCACGGCGGGGCAAAUCCACCAGGGUUCGGAUCGGGAUUGAGCGGGAAGGGAAGGAGAGAAGAUAAGGGGCUGGGAAUCAGGAGUAAGGAGGAGAUUGAGCGAGAGAGGGGGAGGUAUGGUGUAGAUAUUGGUCGGCGGGUAUAG